Messenger RNA from Monodelphis domestica (gray short-tailed opossum), 5729 nucleotides. It is a transcript of the gene NEK9, whose product is annotated as NIMA related kinase 9. The record is from RefSeq and is a predicted model, not a curated record. Gene Ontology annotation, biological process: protein phosphorylation. Gene Ontology annotation, cellular component: centrosome. Gene Ontology annotation, molecular function: protein kinase binding; protein kinase activity; ATP binding. Lineage: Eukaryota; Metazoa; Chordata; Mammalia; Didelphimorphia; Didelphidae.
AGGAUGCGAGUACUUCCGGGUCGGGCACCUAAAGGGCCAACAUGGAACCUAGCACAUCUUCGAAGCUGGCGGGGUUGCGGGGCAGUCGCUAAAACGCAGCCGCCGCCUCUCAGCAGUGUUUAACCUUUGCCGGGGCUUUCUCCCACCCCGCACUUCCCCUCUCAAGAUCUUCCUCCACUUUCCUUUCUGGCCCGGCCUGUCCCAGCGAAGCUGCCUCCGCCAUGUCGGUGCUGGGAGAAUACGAGCGACACUGCGACUCCAUCAACUCUGACUUCGGGAGCGAGUCCGGCGGCGGCGGCGGCGGCUCUGGCAGUUCAGUGUCCGGCCCCGGUUCCGGCUCGGUCGCCCGUUCCGGUGGCGGCUUCCCAGUGGAACAGGAGGAGUUGCAUUACAUCCCCAUUCGCGUCCUGGGCCGGGGCGCCUUCGGGGAGGCCACGCUGUACCGCCGCACCGAGGAUGACUCAUUGGUUGUGUGGAAGGAAGUUGAUUUGACUCGACUGUCUGAGAAAGAACGUCGUGAUGCCUUGAACGAAAUUGUUAUUCUGGCUCUGCUGCAACAUGACAACAUUAUUGCCUACUACAAUCACUUCAUGGACAACAACACUUUGCUGAUUGAGCUAGAGUAUUGUAAUGGAGGAAACCUAUAUGAUAAAAUCCUGCGUCAGAAGGACAAAUUGUUUGAGGAAGAGAUGGUGGUCUGGUACCUAUUUCAGAUUGUAUCAGCAGUGAGCUGCAUCCACAGAGCUGGGAUACUCCAUAGAGAUAUAAAAACUUUAAAUAUUUUCCUAACUAAGGCAAACCUAAUAAAACUUGGAGAUUAUGGGCUGGCAAAGAAACUUAAUUCUGAAUACUCCAUGGCUGAAACUCUUGUAGGAACCCCAUACUACAUGUCUCCAGAACUCUGCCAGGGGGUGAAGUACAACUUCAAGUCUGAUAUCUGGGCAGUAGGUUGUGUUAUUUUUGAACUGCUCACACUGAAGAGGACCUUUGAUGCAACAAAUCCUCUUAAUCUGUGUGUGAAGAUCGUGCAAGGGAUCCGGGCCAUGGAAGUUGAUUCCAGCCAAUAUUCUUUAGAGUUGAUCCAGAUGGUUCACUCGUGUCUUCAUCAGGACCCUGAGAAGAGGCCCACUGCUGAUGAGCUUCUGGAUUGUCCACUUCUCAGUAAGCGCAGGAGGGAAAUGGAGGAAAAAGUCACACUGCUUAAUGGGCCAACAAAAAGACCAAGGUCAAGUACUGCAAAUGAGACUCCCAUUGCAGUGGUUACAUCACGGACCAGUGAGGUUUAUGUUUGGGGAGGUGGAAAAUCUACUCCACAGAAGCUAGAUGUCAUCAAGAGUGGAUGUAGUGCCCGGCAAGUGUGUGCAGGCAAUACCCACUUUGCUGUGGUGACAGUGGAGAAGGAGCUAUACACCUGGGUGAACAUGCAAGGAGGCACCAAACUUCAUGGGCAGCUGGGCCACGGAGAUAAAGCUUCCUACCGACAGCCAAAGCAUGUAGAAAAAUUGCAAGGCAAAGCUAUCCAUCAGGUGUCUUGUGGAGAUGACUUUACUGUAUGCGUUACAGAUGAAGGCCAGCUUUAUGCCUUUGGAUCAGAUUAUUAUGGAUGCAUGGGAGUCGAUAAGGUUGCUGGGCCUGAGGUACUAGAACCCAUGCAGGUGGACUUCUUCCUUAGCCAUCCAGUGGAGCAGGUGUCCUGUGGAGAUAAUCACGUGGCGGUUCUGACACGAAAUAAGGAAGUCUAUUCAUGGGGCUGUGGAGAAUAUGGACGACUAGGUUUGGAUUCAGAAGAAGAUUAUUACACACCACAGAAGGCAGAUGUCCCUAAGGCCUUGAUUAUUGUCUCAGUUCAGUGCAGCUGUGAUGGGACGUUUCUGCUAACAGAGUCAGGCAAAGUGCUGGCCUGUGGACUCAACGAAUUCAACAAAUUGGGCUUGAACCAAUGCAUGUCUGGCAUCAUCAACCACGACGCUUUCCAUGAAGUUCCUUACGCAACCUCAUUUACUCUGGCCAAGCAGUUGUCAUUUUAUAAGAUCCGAACUAUUGCCCCAGGCAAGACUCACACUGCAGCUAUUGAUGAACGUGGUCGCCUAUUAACCUUUGGUUGCAACAAGUGUGGCCAACUUGGAGUGGGGAAUUAUAAGAAGCGCUUGGGAAUCAACCUAUUGGGGGGACCCCUUGGUGGGAAGCAGGUGAUCAGAGUCUCUUGUGGUGAUGAAUUUACUAUUGCUGCCACUGAUGAUAAUCACAUUUUUGCUUGGGGAAAUGGUGGGAAUGGCCGCUUAGCAAUGACUCCUACAGAUAGACCUCAUGGCUCUGAUAUAUGUACUUCAUGGCCACGACCUAUUUUUGGAUCUCUGCAUCAUGUCCCAGACCUGUCUUGCCGUGGCUGGCACACCAUUCUCAUUGUUGAGAAAGUAUUGAAUUCUAAGACCAUCCGUUCCAAUAGCAGUGGCUUGUCAAUUGGAACUGCUCAGAAUUCCACCCAAGGAGGAGGGGGUGGAAGAGAAGAAGAAGAAAGCCAGCAGGAAUCUGAGACUCCUGAUCCAAGUGGAGGUUUUCGGGGAACAAUGGAGGCAGACCGAGGAAUGGGAGAUUUAAUCAGUCCAACUGAGGCCAUGGGGAUCAGUAGUGUGGGCAGCAGUUCCUGCCCCGGCUGGCUGCGCAAGGAGUUAGAAAAUGCAGAAUUCAUCCCCAUGCCUGACAGCCCCUCACCCCAGAGUACAGCUUUUUCAGAACCUGAGAAAGAUACCCUGCCCUAUGAGGAGCUACAAGGACUCAAAGUGGCCUCUGAAGCUCCUGCAGAAUGCAACAAGUCUACAAGAGAAGCCUGGCUCCCCCAGCUUAAUCCAGUAGUAGUAGGAUGUGCUGGUAAGGGAGCACCAGUGGCUACUGUCUGUGUUUGUAGCAGCCUGCGGGUGGAGGUGGAAAGGCUAGAAGGCCUCGUGUUAAAAUGUUUGGCUGAACAGGAGAUGCUGCAGCAGGAAAAUCUCAAAAUUUGGACCCAGCUCCAAAGGCUCAAUAAGGAGACAGAAGGAGUGCAAAAGUUGGAGACUUAUUCCAAAGGAACUCAGACGGCAAAGGAAGAGAUGGAAACAGAUCCAAAACCUGACUUGGAUUCAGAGUCCUGGUGCCUUUUGGGAACAGAUUCCUGUCGGUCCAGCCUUUAGUGUCCUGAUCCUGUACAUCCCCAGUAAGAUGGGAUCCUUGCAACUUCACAGCAUAAUUACUGAAUGCAAAGAAAAGCUUUCCUGGCUUCAUUUCAGUUGCAGACAAGGAGCAAAGCAGGAGGCUCAGAAGUGCCUCCAGAGUACAGAUGGAGGGAAGCAUCUCCUUUUAGAUAGGAACUAGGAGUGUAUCAUUUGUUUAGUUUUAUUUUUUUAAGGGGGAAGGGCCCUGUGUCCCUGGCUUUGUCUUCUGUGACUACUGCAACAACAGCAGCUCUAUACCUCAUCUGUUGAUUCCACCUUUGAAGAAGAGAAACAGCCCUGCCUUGCUAUUUGCACUGGUAGCAGCUUGUAACCAUUUAUAAUUUUCACCACUUGUUGGGAGCUACCUUGAGAACUCAGCACUGAUCAUUGAACUUCUAGGUGGAGGAGGGGAAUGUGAAAAGCUUGAGAAAGCUUGUUAGGAGCUGGCUGGCUGGCUAUAACAGGGCCUCCAGUCCUGCCAAAGUCAGCUUAAAAGAUGGCAAAGUAUUCUGUGCCAUCUCAUAGAAUCUGAAGAAUUGUUUUAUAGACUAGUUUUUGGCUUAUUUUAAUAGAGUUGAAACACAUGCAGCUAAAUAUUUUUGGAGAAAAGAGGGUUUAGAUUGAUUUUCCUCUGAAAGUUGACUGAGAUUUCUCUGAUGAGAAUUGGACAAAGAAGGGCAGGCCUCUCCUUAUUACAUAGUUGUACUCUUAGCACAUAAUGCUAGAGCUUCUGCACUGUGGAUGAGGCAAGGAGAGAUUUUAUAGCCAUGAAGAGACCUCCUGAAGUGCUGUUACUUCUUUGAGUAUUGAAAAUAUUGGAGAUGCAAGAAUCUCUUAAGACUAAGUAGCAAGGGAAAAGAGGUCCUACAAUGAUAUUGUCCUCAACAGCUGUGUUUGGCUUCUUAGAAAGUGCUAGUGGCAGCCAUGGACCUUUCUCUUGUGAGGAGGCCCUUUCUUCCUUCUGCCUUCACAGCUUAAUUGUGUUCUGAUGUUAACAUCAGCACCACUAGCCACUGCUGUUCUGUGUCUAGUCAGUAUUUUUUUUUCCUUUGGUUCUUAUGAAGCCAUAGAAUAGCCAGUGAAUCCAUAUAUUUUCCUUAUUCAGUGGCUAUUAGCCAGCACCAAAGUUCCUUGAAUGCAUAACAAACCGAGUUAGAAGUUAGCAAAUGGAAGAGAUGGACAGGGAGUCCAUCCUCAUCUCUGACCUUUAUGUCUGUUCUGCCACUGUAGGGAGGAACAAGCUACCUUUCUCAGAAAGAGUUAAUUGUCUACAUUUUAUUCCUGAGUCCAGAUCUUAAACUCCAUAGGUUGUUUACUAUGUGUUUGCUGGUUUCCUUUAAAGGUAUGAACUUUAUAUUUCAGUUUAUGAAAAGUGUCAGUUUAUGAAAAAUGGAGUGUCUUGAUUUCACAAGUGCCUGCUUAUGGGUUUCAUAUCUACCUCCCUACAAUCAGCCACGUUGUUUUGUUCUUUUGUUUUCCCUAAACAAAAAGGUGAUAUUUGAUUUCUGUUUGGGGUUAUGAGAUGAAUUUGCUACCAGACAUACUUUUCUAGUCUUUUGGAAAUGGAUUUAAAGUCUAAAGCUUGGAAAAACCCUAUGGCUGGGGUUGGGGGUUUGGAAGAAGGGAGCAGCUGUGUUUAACGGGAGCAGUUGCAUUCUAUAUCAUGUUCCCAUUAUCUUUACAGUUAGGGGAAGCCAAUUAUAGUAGUACUAAUAUAAUCACUGUACCCUUUGAUUAAGGAAGGGGGCCAGCCCCAAAUUUAAGAAUAUAAAUUCUAGGAACUUAAGAUUUUUACAAAAACAAACAAACAUACAAACAGAAAACAACCCUAGUGGUGUGUUUUGUUUUAUCACAUAAAUACUGCCUUGAUUUGAAAGGGCUAAUGGGCCUUGCUCCUGUAACCUUUACUUUCACUGUCUCAGCAGGACUGGGAGGUGGGUUCUGGUUGGGAAUAAACCUCAAGCUUUGUUCCUGAAGGAGAAUUGAAGGACUUGGUCAUGUUGCUAAGACUGUGAGAUGUAAGUGAGCAUCAAAGGGAUAAGAGGCCUGCUCUUAACUCUGACAUUAAGUCAUUUUCUAGCAACACAACACUGGUCAUUUUCUAUAGUAUUCUGCCUUUGAGAAGACUUAGUUUCCUGUUCAUCUGGCUGAGAAUUUUAAGUUCUGUACCUUUAAAAACAAUUUGUAAUUACCCAAGAGAUAGAGAAACCUUAAUGGUUUUCACACCAACCAGUUAUGCAAACAAAAACCCAUUCAGAGUUGGCAGCCAUGUAUUGGAUAUCAUGCAGAGAGCAUGCAGGCAUAAGUGCCUUUAAAUGGUUCUUGUUCCCAAUGUCCUUUUUAUUUUGUCCUCUCUUAUUUUUCUUCUUUCACGACUAGAUGUGUAUUCAUUAAGCUUCCUACUAGUAUUGCUUUUGAGUUAUAACCCGAUUAAAACUUCUGCUCUGACACUUAAAAACUAGCUCAUCAUUAGCAUUAUGUUUGAAAGGAUAAAGGUGGAAUGGUUUGGCAUUUGUUUAAAUAAACAUAUUAACUCUUAAA